AAGAAGGAGGGGGGUGGGAAGAGAGAUAGGAGAUGUCUUGCACGGUACCAGCAGGUCACAAGCCUCAUGAGGCUAGAGCAAGGCUUGCAAGGAAGCGGCUGACUCUAUCUCCAUGUGUACCUUUUUGUUCCUUGCCUUGGAUUUGCUGGUCAGUGGCAUGCUGCUUUGCCUGGCUCUCCAUGGAGCUUGUAGCCUACAGGAAUUUGGACAGAGUGGUACAGACAUCGCCGACACAGACUCUGAUCACUGACGAUCCCUUUAAAUGCAGUCUCAUGACUUAGUCUUUACUCCACUACCUAUUAAAGGAGACAAGACGUACAUAGACAACUUCCAUUCAGACACCCAGAAGGACACAGAAAGGGAAGACAAUUUAACAGAGCUAACUGUAUGAUUAGCUGGUGGAGAGUGUUCCCAGUUCGCCUUCAUGUUGCCCAUUUUCUUCUCUGCUUUUGUCCUGUCUGCUUCUUGCUUUACCAAAGCAAACUGCAUCUCCUAUGGCGAGCUGAAAGAGCUGAAGACUGAAUUUGCCAUCAAUCUCUACCGACAUGUAUCUGAAGCAGAGAACAGAACCAAUCUGGUAGUCUCUCCAGCAAGUGUGGCUGUUUCUUUGGAGCUUCUGCAGUUUGGAGCUCAAGGAAAUACCUUUACGGAACUGCAGGAUGCUCUAGGAUACAACAUUCUUGAUCAAAGUGUGCAGGAGUUCUUACAUGCAAUGUACAAAGGAGUGACUGACUCCAGCCAAGGCAUGGUGGUUCAGCUGGCAUAUUCCUUCUUUGUGGAUGCCAGAGUGCAGCUCUCACCCCAUUUUGUUGCAUGUGCUGUGCACUGGGCUAACAGCAGCCUGCAGCAAAUCAACUUCACUGACCCAAACAGGAGCACAGCCCAAAUACAGGACUUGAUCGCUGGUAACCUUGGAGAUGGGGAUGUGUGCAGCAUGAGCUUGAAGAGUGCUGUGUCACCACUCAGCCAGGUCGUCUUGGUGAGCACCAUGUACUUCAAAAACAUGUGGCAAAAGAAGUUUUCCUUUAUGGAUACCCAGAUGUUGUCUUUUACUACGGCAGAGGGCUCAACACUGAAAGUGCCCACAAUGCAUCACACAGCUGAAGUUAACUACGGCCAGUUCAAGACAGCAGCUCUGGAGGCUUUCAGCAUGGUUGAAUUACCCUACCUGGGGGAGAAACUCAGCAUGUUCUUAGUGCUUCCCAGCCACAGAAGAACACAUUUGUCCCAGAUUGAGUCACACUUUUCUGCCAAAAACAUAACCAUUUGGGCCAGCAGCUUAAAGAGAACAAAGAUGGACAUUUUUCUACCUAGGUUCAGUAUCCAAAGCCUUUUUGAUCUAAAGACAGUUUCUUCUGCCUUGGGAAUCAGAGAUGCAUUUGAUCCCAUCAGUGCUAAUUUUAAAGGCAUUUCGGAGCAAGAUCAUCUUUAUAUUUCAGAAGCUAUUCACAAAGCAGAGAUUGAAAUAACAGAAGAUGGUACAAAGGCAUCAGGAGCUACAGCAAUGGUGUUACUAAAAAGAUCUCGAACACCUAUUUUCAAGGCAGACCGACCUUUCACAUUUUUCCUGAGAGAAGCUAAUACAGGUGCAGUAAUCUUUAUAGGAAGAGUUACAAAUCCUUCAUAAUAAACACUAGGCAAACAUACUGUCUUCUGUUGUUCAUAUGGCGAGCUUUCCUUCAAUGAAAUGAAAGGCUACAUUAUAUGUAUUUAUUAAAACACAUGUUUAAACAUUAUAACUUUUGCAAGAAUAAGCAAACUUUAUUUCCCUGUUCUAAAGUAAAAAACUUAAGAAUAAAACUGAAAUUAAAGCCUAGUCCCAGACUCACUUAUAAUCAGCUGAGACAGUAAGGUAACUAGCAAAUAGCAAAAUGCUGUGAAAAGGAAAUCAAGUUCAGAGGCUAUUUCAAGACUGACAGAACAGGUAGGAAGCAGAAAUACCUAU
Neopsephotus bourkii (Bourke's parrot) is the source of this 1945-nucleotide messenger RNA. RefSeq names its product serpin family E member 3 (gene SERPINE3). Gene Ontology annotation, molecular function: serine-type endopeptidase inhibitor activity. The record is from RefSeq and is a predicted model, not a curated record. Gene Ontology annotation, biological process: negative regulation of endopeptidase activity. Lineage: Eukaryota; Metazoa; Chordata; Aves; Psittaciformes; Psittacidae. Bases 425 to 1627 code for a protein of 400 amino acids. The transcript has 9 exons.